UUCCAGUAAAAAUGGAACAGAUAUGACAUCAUCUAAGAUGGAUGGAUUGGAGGGUUUGAUAAAAUAUUUUUGUGUGGGGAAAAAAAAUUUCUUCUCAGGUCAUGCCUAAGGUGCCUUCUGAACUGGCAGUAGUUUCUGCGAUGCAGCCGAGAUGAAUAUUCAGAAGGUACAUCAAGAAAAUCCAGCUCAUUAAUUGCUGGAUGCCCCUUUGGUGUGUUAUGUAAGCAUUCCCCUAGAUUUCACCCAUCUAUACAUAUUGUAGGAGCAAAGGAGUGGGUUAAAGAUUUCAGUGUAUGGAUAGGUAUCCUGAUGUGUGAGGGAUUCAUUGACACAUCUAACUCCCUGGAGCUCUUCCCUAUGGCAAUGUGGGUGAUCAGGUUCUGUGGUUACCUGGGGGAUUCUUUUGACUCUUGUAGACGGGAGUGUCCAUACUUCACCCACCUGAAGGAACUGUGCUUGCAACUUGGCAGGAUCCCAGGGCUGCCCCACGCUUGUAUAAAAUGGAGGAAAAGAGGAAUUCCGCCCCCUGAUGACACUGUGGAAGACUUCUUGGAGCUCAUCAGUUACUGGGAACCACUCACUCUCACCCAGUUUCUAGAAAAGUUUGCUCUCUACAUGCCUGCCAUUGUGGGGGACCGCGAUGCUGUGAGAAGAAUAGCCUAUGAGUUUGUAGAAAUGAAAGCAAAAGAAGGUGUCAUCUAUGUUGAGGUCAGGUACAGCCCUCAUCUCCUAGCCAACUGCAAAGUUCAUCCUGUUCCAUGGGGCCGAAAAGAGGGCGACCUCACUCUGGAUGAAGUGGUUCACCUUGUUAAUCAGGGAUUACAGGAUGGAGAAAAGGAUUUCAUCAUCAAAGCCAGGUCUAUUCUAUGUUGCAUGCGCCAUAUGCCAAGCUGGUCACUGGAGGUGGUGGAGCUGUGUAAGAAAUACCAGAACAAUACGGUGGUAGCUAUAGACCUGGCUGGGGAUGAGUUGUUGGUGUCUGAGACCUUCCCAGAGCAUAGGAAGGCUUAUGAGGAAGCUGAAAGAUGUGGCAUUCAUCGCACUGUCCAUGCUGGGGAGGUUGGGCCACCGUCUGUCAUCAAGGAAGCAAUCAAUGUCCUGAAGACAGAACAGAUCGGCCACGGCUACCACGUCCUGGAAGACCCAGCCCUUUAUAGGGAGCUGUUGAGUAGGAAGAUGCAUUUUGAGAUAAUGACUAAUUCUGCAAGGACCUGUCUUUUGUGCAGUGUCCUCACCGGGGCGUGUGGUCCAGACUUUAGGAAACACCCAGUAAUUCAGUUUAGGAAAGAUAAAGCUAAUUACUCCCUGAACUCUGAUGGCCCACUCAGUUUGAACUCUACAAUUGAGACUGGUUACAGAAUAGCUAAGCAGUUCCUGGACUUCACUGAAGAGGAAGGAGUGCAUUGGAACAUCAAUGCAGCUCAGUCCAGCUUCCUGCCUGAGAAAGAAAAGAAGGAGCUUCUCAGUAAACUGUAUGAAGCCUACGGGAUGGUCCCGAACAACCCAUCCUAAUCCUGCUUCUACCAGCCGGCAAGGUGCAUUCACCUCUCCCCAUGCGUGCUCAACUCCUCUUUGUUUUAGUGGGAGCAUAGGGGGAGGAGAUGCCAUGACACCAGCGCAUAAUACUGGUAUUAUUAUGCUGACCUUUGCAGUCCGAGGCAUAUACUAUGAAUCAGUAUUUCCAUGGUUCCCACCAUAUAUACCUACCUACAGCAUCCACAUACUAAAUACAUAUCUGAAUUCCUAUAUUUCUGAUGCACAAAUGUACAGGUGGUAUUUUCUGGCAUAAUUCCAUUGUGGCUUAUGCUGGUUUUACAUCCUGGUGUAAAUGAGAGCAAAAUAAGGCCCUCUUUCUUUGUGGUGGUGGUAACAACAUUUUUAUGUGAUUUUUUUGGUGCUCUCGUUCCCUUGCUGAUCUACCUUAGUCCCUCUCUGCACUACAACCUAUUUACCAUUGUAGCAUCCAAUACUACCUGUAUGGCUCUGAGGAUGUCACAUGGGCCCAGCUCUGGGCUGACUGGGACGCAGGUUGAGAAUCUCUUGCCCAAAGUCACUUUAAAACUAGCCCAAAAGUAGCCCAAUGUAUUUAUGGGAAAAAAAGAGUCUGGAAAUGGCCAGCAGUGGAUGGGCAGGCGAUUGCUGUCUGCUGCGGGCAUGCCAGGGCAUGCUGCAGCCUGGAGCAUGCUCAUCCCCCCAAGGGGUGACAUGUAGCUUUGGUUAGUCGGGAGGGCACGUGCUCCCCAUUUCUGCAGAAGCAAGAAGGCAGUGCUCCCCCUGGUGGUGGCACUUUGUCAUCCCCAUCUAUUUCUCAGUCCCAUCCCUUCCCCCUUCCUCUCCCCCUUCCAUCCCCUUUCUUCUCCACACUGUUCCCCUCCCCCAUUUC
Molecule: messenger RNA, 2383 nt
Organism: Gopherus evgoodei (Goodes thornscrub tortoise)
Lineage: Eukaryota; Metazoa; Chordata; Testudines; Testudinidae
Product: adenosine deaminase-like
Exons: 11
Coding region: 310-1512 (400 amino acids)
Biological process (GO): negative regulation of adenosine receptor signaling pathway; hypoxanthine salvage; inosine biosynthetic process
Cellular component (GO): cytosol; external side of plasma membrane
Molecular function (GO): adenosine deaminase activity
Source: RefSeq, a predicted model, not a curated record